Molecule: messenger RNA, 867 nt
Organism: Sphenostylis stenocarpa
Lineage: Eukaryota; Viridiplantae; Streptophyta; Magnoliopsida; Fabales; Fabaceae
Source: the annotation of a GenBank genome assembly
AUGGAUGAAAUGGGCCAGAGAGGAGUGAAGCCCAAUGAUUCAAUCAAUGAGAUGGACCUUUCAGUAUCUUUAUCUGAGCUUUCUUUCAUCUUUCGCGACAUCAAUUUAUUCCUCAGGUUGCGUACUAUCAUUAAUUCUAAUUGCUUCACCAUUCAAGAAAAGUCUCUGUUCGUUGCUACUGUUGUUGACUCAAACUUAACCAUAUCAGAUUCACACCCUCUCUGGGCAUCUUACUGCCAUCUCACUCCUUCUCUUUUGAAUCUGUAUAAUAUUGUGAGAAUUGGGAAAGAAAAAAAGAUCUACGUUUGUUUUAGCUGUCGAGUGGUGUUACUUGCUGAAAUAAGAGUAAAAGUUCUCAUCUUGUUGUCUUUGGGAAUUUUGCUGUUUUUGUCGAGUAUUGAGGGUUUUCAAGUUUUUAAACGGCGAUUACAGUCACUGGUUGUUGCGAUCUUGGAUAUUGUUGAAAAUUGGGGACAGAUGUGGCCGAAAUCUGCGAUGCUUUUGCAGAAAGUAGAAGAACCAUUUACUCCUUCUUUUGAAGGAGUAUUAGGCGGGUUUGGAAAAAAGGUUGAUACUGAAGCCAUGGUUCUUGACUCCAUUUUGUCUUCUCCUCGCCUGAAGUCUCCCUCUUUCAGGAGACAGUUUACAAAGGAUGAACUGGGUAGUUGGUCCACACUUGUCCAGAGGCAUCGCUUCCUCUUAUCUGCUCUUGUUCUGCUAACACUUCUCUGUACUGUUUAUCUUUACUUUGCUGUCACUUUAGGGGCCAGUGGCACCUGUUCUGGGUUGACUGGUGCUCAGAGAGCUUCUUGCCAUAUGGAACUUGUUAAGGAUUCUAUGGCCAAGGGCAAACUGAAAUUUCUUUGA